GAUGUAUGUGACAAAUGCACUUUGCUUAAACGUGCAUUAAAUGAAAAUGUUAAUUAUAUAAAUAAGGAUCUUGAUGAAAAGCUAGCAAACUAUAUAUCGGACUACCGAAAAAUGAGAGAGAUCUACAAAGAUGAUGUAAAAACAGCAAAAGAUUGUGACCAAUCUUUGUUUCGUGUCUUUUUAUUCAAUUUUGCUCAAAAUGUAGAAUUGCCCCAUAAUCCUCAACAACCUGGAAGAUAG
Molecule: messenger RNA, 240 nt
Organism: Dentiscutata heterogama
Lineage: Eukaryota; Fungi; Glomeromycota; Glomeromycetes; Diversisporales; Gigasporaceae
Source: the annotation of a GenBank genome assembly